This is a messenger RNA of Schistocerca serialis cubense, 1609 nucleotides long. Its product is annotated as retinol-binding protein pinta-like. Gene Ontology annotation, cellular component: membrane. The transcript is spliced from 7 exons. The record is from RefSeq and is a predicted model, not a curated record. Bases 18 to 947 code for a protein of 309 amino acids. NCBI's taxonomy places the organism in Eukaryota, Metazoa, Arthropoda, Insecta, Orthoptera, Acrididae. Gene Ontology annotation, molecular function: phosphatidylinositol bisphosphate binding.
GGGAAAAGUCACAGGGCAUGGCUGACAGCCACGAGUUCGUCCCGGCAACCGCCGAGCAGGUGGCGACCAUCAGGAGUCAGCUGGGGACCGACGAGGAAGACAUCCGGCAGGCCGUCGCGUCGCUGCGUGACUGGCUCAGGAUGCAGCCCCACCUGCCGGACCACAUAGAUGACGCGCGCAUCGAACGGACGUACAUCGACUGCAAGUGUAGCAGAGAACGGGUGAAGCUGGCGUUGGACGCCUAUUUCUCACUGAGGAACAAGUUUCCUGAGAUACUGAUGAACAGGGAUGCUAUGGGACCUGAGGUCUUGUACACCAUGCAGCAUCUCAAGGUGGUGACAAUGCCGCGACUCACCAAGGACUUGCAGCGAGUGCACAUAAUCGCAGGGGUCGACCCGGACCCGUCGGCGAUCUCGUGCCUCAUGUACGCGAAAGUGCUCACGAUGCAGCUGGACAUGAUGUACUUCGAUGACUACUCCCUCGGAGACGUCGUCAUCUGCGACCUGAACGGCGUGACCGUCGGCCACCUCCUCAGGAUCGACAUCAACGUCGUCCGCGCUCUCGAAUUCUGCUACAAGACUGUCAAUCGCAGAAGGAUGAAGGAAAUACACGUGUUGAACGUGGACAAAAUAACUGACUUCGUUAUGAAAAUAGCUAAGACAGCAAUCUCUGAAAAAUUGCUGAAAAGGAUCCAUCUCCAUCUGCUAGGAUCCAACACGCUGUUUGACCACGUGCAACGGGGAGACGUCCCGGACGAGCUGGGAGGAACAGCCGGCCCUAUUGAUAUGUUUGCCUAUGAGUUUAUCAGGAGAGCAGAGAAGCUGCGAGACUGGUUCCUGGAGCAGGACAAGUACACCUCUGAUGAGAGCAAGAGACCCGCAGACAACCAUUAUGCUGACAGCAUCUUCGGCGUUGCGGGCUCGUUUCGAAAACUUACUGUAGACUGACGCCACGUACAUUUGCUAGAGACUGCACAUUAUGUUACACUGAGUGGAGUAUCAAACUGUUAGGUUUCCAAUUUGAGUAUUUGCAAUGAUAAGACGUCUUCAACUAUAUACAACACAGUACCCCACAUUUUAUAUACGGUGCACUCACAUUUAUGCGCUUUUGCAAUAACUGCAAAAGUUAUUGUCACGUUGUUUCCUCUUAGAUUCACACUUUUGUAUAGUGACUAAGAUUUUAAUCAGAGAAAUAUAACGCUAGUAUCCAAGGGAAUAAAUCGGUUAACUGAUUUUCACAAACAUUUGGCUGUUUGAGCAUCAGCAGAAAGAAUUUAACUUAACGGUAAGGCUCUGAGCAUCGACAUUAUUGAAAAGCAUUAUCUAGAGCUAAUUCUCACAACUGAAAUAAACAGUGGUUGAAAGUUAUUGAAUGAUUUCAUGAGAGUAAAUCUUCUCCAGAAACGAACAUCGAAGCAUGUUCUCAUUAAAUCUACCCAUGAGGGAAUUUGGAGUUCUAAUGUCCAAAUUACACUGUUCUUAGCAAAUUCAAAUAUGUUUGGUGUAUGACUCACAAAAUAUCAUAGUCAGUUUUCCAUUAGAUACGAUCUUCGUCACCACCGUGUUAACUGCUAACCUUUAUUUCCUUAUGUAUAUAAAUUGGAGUAAGU